Molecule: messenger RNA, 1508 nt
Organism: Aspergillus caelatus
Lineage: Eukaryota; Fungi; Ascomycota; Eurotiomycetes; Eurotiales; Aspergillaceae
Product: putative 2-heptaprenyl-1,4-naphthoquinone methyltransferase
Exons: 2
Coding region: 90-1508 (472 amino acids)
Molecular function (GO): S-adenosylmethionine-dependent methyltransferase activity
Source: RefSeq, a predicted model, not a curated record
CUUUAACAUUGCUGUGUCUUCUUCGUCUAUCUCUAUCAUACUUAUACGUCCAUAAGCACCUUUGAGUACUCCAUUAGAUACUGUUCAGUAUGACCCGGUACCCUGAGAACAACUCUAAUUCACUAGGGGUACUUCAAAAUCCCGAAGCGAACAAAUUUUUUGACAGUGUUGUCCAAGGUCUCCCUCCACAAUCACGGGUCCUCUCUGUAGGGUGUGGAGCAUCUUUGCCUCUUCUCUCCAAGCAUUCCUCUGCACAUCAUGAGAUACAUGGAAUCGACCGGUCUCAGGAGUCAAUCGAUCUCGUCAAAAGCCAGAUUUCGGGACAUUUCAAACUGGCUAACGAGACGGAAUAUGUGCCACAACUUACAUUCAAUGCUAUCUUGGCCAUACUUUCCCUCUCUCAUCUGAGCCGGGCACAGAUAUCCUCUCUAUUUUACAAAAUAUCUGACUGGCUACAUCCCGGUGGCUCCAUGAUUCUGGCUACAUCACCAAGUGACCAUGCCAACCACUGCGUGCAUAGUCAUUCAUUGCAACUGAAUGGGGGAAUGACCCGUUCUACUCUGCUGAACCGCAAGGAAUGGGUGACAUUAUGUGGGAAAGCAGGCCUGACCCUUGAGAGCGAGGUGCCUAUCUCUGUAAAUUCUGGGGAUGCGCACAAGCACCAUACCCUUAUGCAUUUCCGCAAGACCGUGCAGUACUCAAUGCUGGGACCAUACCCACUUCCUGAGUCUUACAGAGGGCCUAUUCCUCUCAGCGAGGCCGCCUGGGAACCUUUCGCCAAGCGGUUAGUGCGGGACGAGUUUGACUUUGUUCUCAAAGUGUUGGAAAACAAUCAGAAAGUACUAGAUGUCGGAUCUGGAUAUGGAAAGCUACCCAUGGAACUAGCUGCAAGGACCGGGAAGGCAUACUCGAUUGAACCAAAUGCUGACCGCAACAGCAUCCAAGCGACUAAUGCUCGCAAUUGCGGGGUUGAGAUCGCGCAAGGGUCGGCGGAAAAUAUCCCUUAUCCGGAUAGCCACUUUGACGCGGUCGUGGCAAUGUGGGUGAUGCAAUAUGUAGAAGACCUGGGGAAGUCGCUGCAUGAAAUUGUCCGAGUGACCGAUCGCAAUGCAAAGAACUCCCGCAUUGUGAUUGUUCAAGGCGCUCCUGAAAAUGAAAUUGUUGAAUUACAGAACACGGCUUGUGCGCCUGUGAGUGCAUCAAACCCACUCCCCAAUCACCAGGGAUAUCUCUUGCACAAGGCGGUCCAGGUUUUUACUGAGUGUGGGUUUGACGAUAUCACGUUUCAUCGGGUUGAUGCGUAUUGUGAAUUUUUGGAAGAGGAUAUCUCUGUCCGAUGCGAGAAGGCCGCAGACGUGGUCGCGGGACUCUGGUGCUUGAAUGAUGAACGCUAUGAAGAGAUGAAACAGGCCCUAAUACCAAGACUCAGAUCUCAUUUCGAGGAUCGCCCACACGCUAUAGGAGACCAGGUUGCCGUUCUAGUGGCCAAACCUCGGGUCUCAAAUUAG